AUGCAUUGGAAUUUGGGCGAUACAGACUCGAACGGCAGUGGCUUGAGAUCCGUCUCGCCUUCCGGUCAGUCUUUCCCCAGCCAAACGUCGAGCACGCUUGAGAGCAAUCUCGCGGCCGACUUUGUGCUCCCUAGCGAUCAACAGCGAUUAGAAACGAAAAGCCAAGUUUUGCGAAAUCCGUCACUCACCCUCUCCCUCCCGCCUACCUAG
Messenger RNA from Mixia osmundae IAM 14324, 210 nucleotides. RefSeq lists its product as uncharacterized. Bases 1 to 210 code for a protein of 69 amino acids. NCBI's taxonomy places the organism in Eukaryota, Fungi, Basidiomycota, Mixiomycetes, Mixiales, Mixiaceae. The record is from RefSeq and is a predicted model, not a curated record. The transcript has 3 exons.